This is a messenger RNA of Symbiodinium sp. CCMP2592, 2745 nucleotides long. The record is from the annotation of a GenBank genome assembly. NCBI's taxonomy places the organism in Eukaryota, Dinophyceae, Suessiales, Symbiodiniaceae.
AUGCAGAGUUUCAGUGGCAGCUUUGCGCGGCCACGGCCAAAUGCUGAGAACCAGGAGGAGCACGAACUCGCAGUGCUGUGGGCCGGCCUAGAUGCCAUCCGCCUGGCAAGAGAGCAGUGUCUCGACCCUGGUCGACCUGCUGCACGUGAGGACAGGGCCAGGACAGCCGACCCGCCAGACCCUGCCGUGUCCUUUAUGCCAGUCUUCCGCCGCACCGACACCUUGCAAAUGGGUGCAGCUGAACUCGGACACGUCUUGUGGCUUCCGACCCGCUCGGCCGCCGGGCAGGUGUGGCUUCGCCGCGCGAAGGGCCUGGUUCUUCCGACUUUCAUGGGCCUCACCGCAAGCGAGCCGGCGCGGGGCGGCCUGGAGGAGCACAUGCAUGACCUCGGCGAUAUGAACGACGAUGGGCAAGCAGAGAAGGCGACGGUGCUUCCGCCACCCUCCGUGCGGCAGUCUGCGCGCCCGUGCCAUGUGGUGGCUGUCCCGGCAAGUGGCCAGGCUGGCGGAUGGAACGAGUGCCUUCUCCUGCGUGAGGCCUUCUUAACGGAGCUUGGCUGCGCUCAGCCUGGCAUCGAAAAUCUGGCCGUGGAUCGAGUGGCGGAGCGCCUGGUGUCUCGUCAGCUUUGGGAGGCGCUUGCCAAGUCUCUGGAGCUUCGGAGGCACGCAGCUCGAGUUUUCCGGGAGAACCACGGCUGGCUGCCUGACUUGGAGGUGCAACCACGCCAAGACCAGCCAGGCACAGGCCAGGGCCAGCGCAUCAACAGCUUCUUUCGCCGCGGUGCGUUCGAGCCGGUGGUCGGGGAAGGUGGACUUCCCUACGUGGACGCAGAGGCCAACUGCCAGUCGCUACUCGAGCUUCUCAGGAUUCGCUGCACGCCGGAUUUUGAGAACCUGGCCGUGGCGCUGCGGAUCUGGGUGGACAAGGACCUCGUAAUGAAAGGUGUUCACCUUUGCCUGAUUGUGCUAACACCACCCGCCUUGCUGCAGCGAGCCAUUGCCGAGAGGCCAGCAGACUCUGUGGAGAGCGAGCCUGAACGCAGAGUCUCCAAUGUUUUGACGUUGGCCAUUCUGCGCAAUCUCAUCUUCAUCCCAGGCAAAGGCAAGAUCAGUGCGCAGGAGGCAGUCUGGUCUGCUGGGACAGUAGACGGUGAUUUUGCUCGCAGGGUUUGUGCACUGGCCAGCACUUCGAUGCUGGAGGAGAUCUAUGGGCAGACGCUGCGAGGGUGGUUCUGCGAGUUUCUGACUGUCCGCGAGUCGCCUGGCAUGUGGCAGUUGCUGCGAGCUUUGCAGAGGCUGAUUCCAAGCCACGCUGGGGGUGAGGGCGAUGCCUUGGCUCCAUCAACUAAGCCUAGCCUGAGCUUCCUUCGGCAACUUUACGCUGAAAUAAUGAUGCAGCUGGAGGAGUACAUUCGCGAGUCUGUGGUCAACGACGGUCAGCAGAGCCGGCUGAAGCGGCGACGCACGGAGGACGGUCAUUCAUUGAUAGAGACGGUGGAGUCCAAGUUUCAGUCGCGACGGCUGAUCAUACUGCCACAGACGCGAAACCGGCCUUGGAAGUUCCUCGCAACCUCACAGGCCUACUGGUCAGUCGAUGAUGAACUCUCUGAGCUGCCAUGCAGCCAGUUCGCGUUGAAGAAUUUCUAUGGAGUCCAGGUCAAAACGCGCAGCGAGGAGUGUGGAACAGGUCUGGCAAUCAUAGACUUGAAAGACUUUUUUGUCCAGGUCCUCGGAGUCAAAGAGGUGCUGACACGGGAGGAGCUGGCUCGGCGACUGCAGCCUGCAGACAGGCUCGUGAGCUUGAGUCGGACGUACUCAAAGUGCUUCGCCGUUUGCAGCUUCGACCUGACCGAGCUGCGGCAGAAACGUUGCCAGGCUGCGAAUGCCAACAUGGAUGCAGACUCUGAUGACAGCAGUGAGGCACCGUGUCUUGUGAAGUUGCUGCGCCGUUCGGACGACACCGGAGUUCCCGAGGAUGAUGGAGCCUUGGACCUGGAGGAUCUUCUGGGCGACGAAGCUGGAGCUCUUAGCAUCUUGCCGCCGGGGGCCGCGCGAGGAGGCCGUCGGGGCGAAGCUUCGCGGAGGUCGGCAGCGGCACCUGAUGCGCAUGAUAUGGAUGUCGAUGCUGCAGCGAUGCGAAGCCUCCUGACCCGCUGCUGCCAACGCACUCGUGCGGCGCAGCCUGCGGAAGUGCUCUACUCCGGCCCGGGUGCUGGGCAGCAGGCAUCUGCCACCGCAGAGGUGUCUCUUCGGCGGAUGAGCUGGUCCUACCGUGGUGCCAGCCUAUAUGCCUGCGGCCCUCCGAGUCUGAUGGCCAAUGUGGAGGCCCUGCAGAAUCUGGGCAUCACAAUAGCAGGCCGCCAGGCCGCCCAUCCGAAGGGAAGCUUGCUGCCAUCUUCAGGAUUGCAAAGUCGUUUCAGUGGCUUUGUCGACGCCGUACUCUUGCCUCUGGCAUCCUUCUUCCAGGUUCCAAUCGGAAGCCUUGCGGCCGCAGUCGGGCCUGGCAUUGGUCGGGGAAGAAACAUGCAUGGCCUGAUCUGCUUCAGCCUUCCCGACGGCGUUGCUGCUUCGCGGCCGGCCGACCUCUGCCGGUGGUACUGCGAGAUGUGCCGCUUGUUGGCCGGCGACCACGCAGGGGACUUCAGCGCAGCAGAGGCAUCCAGCUCCGUUGCGUUUGUUUGCAUUGCCGAUUAUAAAAAUUUUGGUCGGACUUUGCCGUCAAUUACAAUGUGUAAACGAAGUUGA